UUACCCACAGAUGAGGCACUUGCUGAUGUGGGAGCAGCACGGUACUAACGGAGGAGUUGGGCGACUUUCAGCAAGAGUUCAACGGUGGUUCGCAAGAUGGGACUGUUGGCUGAAAAUGUCUCCUUCGACUCCAGUAUCCCGCCGGCUGCAGACCUCUCUGUGGGGGUCAUCUACUCCAUAUUUGGAGUAUGUUCCCUGUGUGGAAACAGUGUGUUGCUGUACGUGUCCUAUCGAAAGAGGCACCUGUUGAAGCCUGCUGAGCUCUUCAUCGUUAACCUGGCCCUUAGUGAUCUGGGUAUGACCCUCUCCCUCUACCCUAUGGCAGUCACCUCCAGCUUUUAUCACAGGUGGCUGUUCGGACGGACUGUUUGUGUAUUGUACGCAUUCUGUGGGAUUCUCUUUGGAAUCUGCAGCCUCACAACUCUAACUAUUCUCAGCACAGUCUGCUGUCUGAAGGUCUGCUACCCUGUUUUCUCUUCAGGGAACCGCUUCAGCCACCGGCACGGCAGCGUGCUGGCGGCGUGCGCCUGGGGCUAUGCGCUCAUCUUCGCCUGCUCGCCGCUGGCCCAGUGGGGAAGCUUCGGGCCGGAGCCGUACGGCACUGCCUGCUGCGUCGACUGGGGCCGGUCCAGCCGCGAGCCCGUGGCGCGCUCCUUCACGCUGGCGCUGUUCCUCUGCUGCUACGUGCUGCCCUGCGGCCUCAUCAGCUCGUCCUACACGCUCAUCCUGCUCACCAUGCGGCACUCGCGCCGCGCCCUGCGACGCCACUCGCACGCCCGCGUCCAUCUGCACACGCAGACGCGCAUGGGCAACAUUCAGAUCGUCAUAGUCAAGCUGAGUGUGGCUGUGUGUAUUGGCUUUCUGGCUGCGUGGAGUCCGUAUGCCGUGGUGUCCAUGUGGGCGGCGUUUGGCCACUUCGAUGACAUCCCCCCAAUGGCGUUCGCCAUCCCGGCCAUCUUCGCCAAGUCGUCUCCCCUCUACAACCCUCUGGUCUACCUGCUGCUCAAGCCCAACUUCCGCCGAGACCUCCCCUCCCUACUGGAGGCCUGCGCUUGCCCCAAGCUGCUGUGCCCCCACCCAUGCUCCACCUGCAUGCAUGUCUUGCACACUAUGCACCAAAGGGCUGAAUCUGCUGCUGGAUUGGGCCAACCAAUGAGUGGCGAGGAGCAGUGUGUGUGUGAGCACUGCCGCGACCCGUUCGAGCACUUCAGGCGCUACCCCCGCGGCUGCCAGCUCAGCGUCAACACCGUCCAACUCUCCUUAGAGCCCGUGCACACAUCACCCUCAUAUGCCUCGCACUCACGCGGGCGCGCGCACACACACUCACACACACGCUCAGGCACAGAUCCCCAGCACCCAGUGCGUGUGGUCGUGCGAGGGAAGAAGAGCUCAGAUAUCGACAGUCUGGAGAUCACACUGGAGAGGGUGCAGUCGUCCUCCUAAGUGUGUGUAAAUGUGUGUCGGUGUGUGUGU
Alosa sapidissima (American shad) is the source of this 1473-nucleotide messenger RNA. It is a transcript of the gene opn7a, whose product is annotated as opsin 7, group member a. Gene Ontology annotation, molecular function: G protein-coupled receptor activity. Bases 97 to 1443 code for a protein of 448 amino acids. Gene Ontology annotation, biological process: G protein-coupled receptor signaling pathway; visual perception. Gene Ontology annotation, cellular component: membrane. The record is from RefSeq and is a predicted model, not a curated record. Lineage: Eukaryota; Metazoa; Chordata; Actinopteri; Clupeiformes; Clupeidae. The transcript has 7 exons.